AACCGCCACGCCAGCGCCUACACCUCCACGCAAUGGUCCGCGCCAGCACCGCUUGUACCCCUGAGCUAUCUCCGGCCACCCGCGUUCCCCGUUCACCUGACGAGAACGCCGACGACUAGAGACUCCUCCGCCAUAACCAACGCUCCCUUCUCUCCUUUCCCGACCCCUCCUCUCACUCCAGCGUCUGGCUACCACUUCGCACUGGGGACCCUCCCUCAACAGCUACCAAACAGUGGACCCGCUCUACCAAACUACUUCAUACCGCUACAACCAAUACUGCCCGGAACUUUCACCGAAGACACUCCCUCACCGACUCCCUCCCCCACACAUUCACCAGGCUCACUCCUCCCCACCUCCUUCACUCCCAUCCUCACCCACACAACGUACACCGACACAGUCUCCCACUCUCUCUUCCUCAGCUACCUCGACGAAGUUUGGCCCGAGAGCUCGCUACGGAGAAGCAGCAGCGUCAUUCGGAGCUCGCUCUACGACAAGAUUGUUUUAGUUCUGCAGGGAGAAGCAGGGGCAAAGGGGCGGGAGAGGCUGUGGAUCAAGAAAUCGGAGUUCUUUCUCGUGGAGAAGGAAGGUCGUGGAUCCCUACUGGCGGUCCCGGCGGUCAGAUCUCGUGCCAGCAGCAAGAGAGGACCGCUGGAAGGGGACGGAGGUGAGAAGAGUGCGUCGAAACGAUCGUCGUACAAGCUGGUUGCAAAACUAGAGGAUUUCUACUACAUCAUCAGCAGCUACCACAAUAGUAAUGUUGGGCACCACGGCAUCAGGAAGACUUAUGGACUGGUGGGCCAAUUGUCUGUUACAAGUGCAUGGGAACUUUAGUGUUUACAUGUGUGCAUGUUAUUCCGACAAGCUUACAGGACAAACAGUACACAUUAUGGUUCUUACAAUGCCUGGAUUAGGCAUUUUAAAUGCCUCUGAAUGGGCUGGGUGCUUAGCUACAAAGGUCUGAGUUAGAUGCACUAUUCUUUGCAUUGUGAAUCUAGUCCCGAAAGUCAGAGGAUUUAUGCCACAAUGUUAUCUUGUAUACCUGUCGUAUCUUUGUAUGUCUAUUCUUACCCUGCCUCUAAGUCUCCUAUCCAUAAUAUCUUACUUGCUGCGUGUGCAAUAGAUUCAAGGCGAGUACAGCUAUCUACCAAGGACUGCAGUGGCAAAGUACAUCGAACUAUGCAACAUUUGCAGAGUCCACAGAACGGGGAAAUCAGAGAGUGCAGGGAGACGAGCCAAGAUGGCAGCAGCCGGGAACAAGAAGACGUCUAUAGCAAGUCCAGACACUGAAAAUUGUCCGUCGUUCUCUAACACACUACUUGAGCACCCUUAGCACACCUUUCUGUCAAAUUUAACUUGUCUGCCUUUGUGUUUUGUUACAUACCCCCAUUUUCACAUGUUUCUGAAACAUGUUUACCUUGCUGUUAUAAUUCCUUUUUUC
Messenger RNA from Geodia barretti, 1438 nucleotides. Lineage: Eukaryota; Metazoa; Porifera; Demospongiae; Tetractinellida; Geodiidae. The record is from the annotation of a GenBank genome assembly.